This is a messenger RNA of Pangasianodon hypophthalmus (striped catfish), 1820 nucleotides long. RefSeq names its product GTPase activating protein (SH3 domain) binding protein 1 (gene g3bp1). The coding region runs from base 181 to 1614 and encodes 477 amino acids. The transcript has 12 exons. Gene Ontology annotation, cellular component: ribonucleoprotein complex; cytosol. The record is from RefSeq and is a predicted model, not a curated record. NCBI's taxonomy places the organism in Eukaryota, Metazoa, Chordata, Actinopteri, Siluriformes, Pangasiidae. Gene Ontology annotation, molecular function: mRNA binding.
UCCUCAUUAAUUGCGAGCCACUGCAGCGCGUGCACGCAGUUAGUGCCAGUUUGAAACCGGCUAAGCACGCGCUGCCAUUCUUACUCCACCCGGCGCGGAGGCCAUUUCAUUCAACUCACUCCAGAUUUCUUCUGAAUAAUUAUAACGUCUUACUACUGUUCAAACCAGUUGACCAAAGAAAUGGUGAUGGAGAAGCCAAGUGCCCAGCUUGUCGGGCGAGAGUUUGUCCGACAGUAUUACACCCUUCUGAACCAGGCUCCUGACUACCUGCACAGGUUUUAUGGCAAGAAUUCUUCCUAUGUGCAUGGUGGUUUGGACAACAACGGCAAACCCGCAGAGGCUGUCUAUGGCCAGUCGGAAAUUCAUAAAAAGGUGAUGGCUCUGAGCUUCCGUGACUGUCACACCAAAAUCAGGCACGUCGAUGCUCAUGCCACUCUGAACGAGGGGGUUGUGGUGCAGGUGAUGGGAGAGCUGUCCAACAACAUGCAGCCCAUGAGGAAGUUCAUGCAGACCUUUGUGUUGGCCCCAGAGGGCACUGUUGCAAACAAGUUCUAUGUACACAAUGACAUCUUCCGCUAUCAGGAUGAAGUCUUUGGGGACUCAGACUCUGAACCUCCUGAGGAGUCUGAAGAGGAAGUAGAGGAGCUGGAGGAGAGAGUGAACUCGCCUGAGGUGCAGCAGGAAGAGGCGGCUGCGUUCUACGAACAGAGUCCUUGUGUGGAGCCAGAGGCUCCUCAGGAGGAGGUGUCUGUAACCCCAGAGCCCCAGCCUGAACCCGAGCCUGAGAUGGAGCCUGAGGCAGCUGCCGUGGAGCUGAAACAGGAUUCAGCAAGCCAGGCUGAGCCCCUUACUGUGGAGAAAAGCCCAAGAGCUCCUCCCUCACCUACCCCCGCUGAGUCUGCAGCCACCAUACCAGACGAAAACCGGCCUUUCUCAUGGGCUUUAGUCACCAGUAAGAAUCUCCCCCAGGGAGGAGUGGUGCCAGCUUCAGGAAUCCCCCCUCACGUAGUCAAAGCUCCAGCAAAUCAGCAGCCCAGAGUUGAAGUAAAACCAGAACCCCAGACCACAGUACAGAGACCUCAGAGAGACCAGAGACCACGUGAACAAAGACCAGGACCCCUUCCAGCACAGAGAGCUCCAAGACCAGGAGUGCGGGAAGGAGAGAGUGGAGAGCCUGAGGUGAGGCGGGUGGUCCGGUAUCCUGACAGCCAGCAGCUCUUCGUAGGAAACGUGCCACAUGAUGUGGACAGGGCUGAGCUGAAAGAGUUCUUUGAACAAUACGGAACAGUACUGGAGUUGAGGAUCAACAGUGGUGGCAAGCUCCCCAACUUUGGAUUUGUGGUUUUCGAUGAUUCUGAACCUGUACAGAAGAUCCUGAGCAAUCGGCCCAUUAAGCUACGGGGAGACGUUCGUCUGAAUGUGGAGGAAAAGAAAACGCGUUCAGCACGUGAAGGAGAAAGGCACAUCCGUCCCAGAGGCCCAGGAGGACCACGGGACAGGAUAGGAGGUCCGAGGGGGCCGCCUCCUCGAGGGGGCAUGGCUCAGAAGCCAAGUUUUGGUGCCGGGCGUGGUGCAGGCUCCAGCGAGGGGCGUUAUGCGGGGCAACGCCAGUGAAGCAGCUCUCGUCUCCAAUCACUGCUGAUGCAAGUCAACCUGAGUAACAGCUUUCCUCAUCCUGUUUGCCAUGCUGCUCCUGGGCUGCAGAGUGGCAUAUCCCCUUUAUCUGGACUCCUCCUGUAUUUGAGUUUGAACUCGAAUUUGUUGUAGACAAACAAACUACUUGAAUUGUGGAAAAGGAAAAACCCAGCGUUUUGUUUUGU